AUGGACGUCCUCACGCUGUCUCGGGGCAUUCCGAGCAGCAACACAUCGCAGGGCAGUGGAGAUGUGCGCCUCAACAUGUACCAUUAUUUUGGUCCUGCAGCGGCUGGGGGCCAAUUUGACUUCGCACCACUCUUUGAGGACACCAUUCUAGGCAUCCUGCCAUCGGCACUUCUGCUGGUGGUGCUGCCGUACCGGAUCCUGGCACUGCAACGACAGCGGCCCAAGGUGGCGCCCGGUGGCCUCCUGCACGACAACAAGCUGGCUUUUUUGACCGUGUUCGCGGCGAUGCAGCUUGCCAUCCUGGUGCUGAGCUCGACAAUUCUAGGCCCAGGGAUGCGGACGAGCGCGAGCGUAGCAGCACCAGCGUUGUCAUUUGCGGCCAGUGUGGGACUGGUGGUGCUCUCGCACCUAGAACACGUGCGAUCGCUGCGGCCUUCGCUAGUGAUCAACAGCUACCUCCUGUUGACACUGCCGUUUGACGCUGCGCGCACGCGAACGCUCUUCCUGCAACGUGGGAACAGAAACGGCGUGCUGGCCAGCUGCGUCGCUAGCAUGAUGGGUGUCAAGCUGUUGGCGCUGCUGGCAGAAGCCGUGGAGAAGAGGGGACGGCUGCUGGAGCCGUAUCGCGGGCUGUCACCGGAGGAGACGAGUGGGAUCUACAGCCGGUCGAUGUUCUGGUGGCUGAAUCGGCUGCUGAGGGGCGGGGCUUUCGAAGCACGCUGCAAGAGGCCGAUCUGUAUCCGAUCGACAGAGAAAUGA
Grosmannia clavigera kw1407 is the source of this 759-nucleotide messenger RNA. RefSeq names its product ABC multidrug transporter. The record is from RefSeq and is a predicted model, not a curated record. Bases 1 to 759 code for a protein of 252 amino acids. Lineage: Eukaryota; Fungi; Ascomycota; Sordariomycetes; Ophiostomatales; Ophiostomataceae. The transcript has a single exon.